GGAGCCUGGAGCAGAGUUCUGGCGUUGCGUGCCUUUGGGCAAUGGUAUGCGCUGCCGGGCAGAUUGCCGUAUGAAGGCGAAAGCUUUGGCUCGCUUUCAACGUACCGUGGAAGCUGCCGGGCAUCGGUUGAAAUUCUUGGAUGACGACGAUGAGGCCAAGGAGAUGGAAGGUCGCAAGCGGCUGCGAGACACUGCCGAGAAAGUUGGCCAAGCUGCUGAGCUAGCGCGGAGUUUGCUUGCUUUGUACCCGGCUGGGGGGAAGCUGGCUCGACGCAGGAGGCAGAUGGAGAGAGUGACCGAGCUGGCAGUGCUUG
Messenger RNA from Cladocopium goreaui, 314 nucleotides. The record is from the annotation of a GenBank genome assembly. NCBI's taxonomy places the organism in Eukaryota, Dinophyceae, Suessiales, Symbiodiniaceae.